Molecule: messenger RNA, 3030 nt
Organism: Zerene cesonia (dogface butterfly)
Lineage: Eukaryota; Metazoa; Arthropoda; Insecta; Lepidoptera; Pieridae
Gene: cwo
Product: transcription factor cwo
Exons: 9
Coding region: 502-1854 (450 amino acids)
Biological process (GO): regulation of circadian rhythm; regulation of neurogenesis; regulation of transcription by RNA polymerase II
Cellular component (GO): nucleus
Molecular function (GO): RNA polymerase II cis-regulatory region sequence-specific DNA binding; protein dimerization activity; DNA-binding transcription factor activity, RNA polymerase II-specific
Source: RefSeq, a predicted model, not a curated record
UCACUAUACAUACAAUUUUGGUUAACUUUAUUACUGUACGAAUUAUGAUAAAUAACAGCACAUUGCACCGCUCGUGCUUUUUAAUGGCGCAGUCACAUGACUACGGGCCGGUCCGCGCCGCUGCUCGACACAGUGCUCGAUUGCAUGAAACAAGUCGCAACUCGCAAGAACGAAUAAGCGUAACCGACAUACCUACGUAGCCCCACGAGUGACAAGACUGAAGUGAAGACUGAAGACACAAUCGCUGUGAGCGUCAAACUGACAAUACGUCUAUGUUACUAUACUUUGUGCCAUUCAUAAAAAUACGCAUAAUAUUUUACCCCAAUAGAGGAUAGUGAUGACCUUACAAGUGUAGUGUACUAAUAGUAUUCUUUGUAUUGUGUAAAAUGUGACAGAUUUUGUAUUAUACGUGAUAAAAAAUAUAACAUACUAGUGAUCGUGUUUGUGGUUUUGUGUAUUUGUGACAUAAUUACGUUGUUGUUGUUGUGAAAAGAAUUUAUUAUGGAAACCCGUCAUUAUUGGGAGGAGAACGGGCACGUCGUCAAAUAUGACAAUUACAAUUCCAACGAUGGUUUCGGCCGUGCAGGGGGCGAGCAAAUCAACUUCGCGGUACGAUCGGAGGACGAGGGCGAAUAUCCUGGAGCCUACAUGAAGAAGGGGAAGGUCUCGAGGCAAGACCCGAUGUCACAUCGAAUUAUCGAGAAGCGGCGUCGGGACAGAAUGAACAACUGUCUCGCGGACCUCUCCAGGCUGAUACCACCGGAAUAUCUGAAGAAAGGCCGCGGCCGAGUUGAAAAGACUGAAAUCAUUGAAAUGGCUAUCCGCCACCUCAAGUUCCUACAAGAACGUGUUAAUGCGGCCGAGCGGCAAGCGGUGGAGGACUUCAAGGCGGGGUACGGGGACGCGCUGGGCGAGGCCGUGCGUUUCCUAGUCGAGGUGCAGGGCUUCGGUCCAGCGGAUGGCCUCUGCGUCCAGCUAGCUGCGCAUUUGCAGAGGCAUUGCGAUGUUGUUACUAAGGGCGAAACGUUACCCCGGGACAAGGCGCGAUCCCACCCCGGAUCCUCAUCAGAGACCACCAGCUCGUCCAGCAGUUCCCACAGCUACGCGGUGAAGGGCGUCAUACAGCAGCCGGAGCCGCCGCCAGCCUUCCCGAGGGAACCCUUUGAGCCGGAGAGGACAGUGGAACCGAGUUACCCCAUGGAGUGUGAUAGAGUGUUAGUCGCCCCGGCGCCUCUCGUGAGUACAGAGGCGGCCGAGCCAGAGCCUCUACCGCUGGACGGAAGGUUGAAACGAGAACCCACUCUGAGGAAGAUUCGCAAACCCGAACACGGAGAGGACUAUCUACAUUCCUACAAGUUCAAGAACUCGAUAGAGAGGAGGUUUUCUCGAUCGCAAGACUCGGAGAGCAAAUGUUUAACAAAGCACUCACAUAAGCACGCCGGGCAGGCGGGUGCGCACGCGCACACCAAGGCGUACUCGCACAAGCGGCGGCGCGCCGCCAAGCCCGCGCCCUCCACCUCCACCUCCGCCUCGGGCUCCACUGAGGACGCGAGGGACACUUCGCCGCAGGACACGUCGAGUGAGUCUCCCCACCACCACCAGUACGACAAGCCGCCGCCGCCGACGCAGUUUGUGCCCGUGUUCGCACUUAACGCACUAGGUAAAUACUACGUUCCGUUAAGCGUUGACUACGCAUGUCUGUCGCGACACCUCGGCCCGUAUGACAUACUUGACGCACGCGCAGUCCACCUGUCGGCGCCAUUGCAUCCUGUCACUAUACACGUCAACUUCCAGCCGUGCCUCAACUAUCACGUGAAGAGAGAACCGAAUGAGAGGGACUGGAGGCCCGUAUAAAAUAUAAUGUGUGUUAAAUGUUAUCAAAAUAAAUCUGAGUGUUGUUAAUUAAUUGCUAAAGCCAAAACUUUUGUUUAGUCUGUAUGAAAUUGUGUGACGUUUUAAACGUCAUAUGUAAAGUUUUUGUUGAUAAUAGUUUGUUUUUGUGUGGUAUUGUGUAUUUUUGCGAAAAUUUAAAUCGAACAUUACGUAUUACAUAUAAAUGGAUACCCUUCUUGAAAGUUAAAUUAAGCUUUUGGCUUUAGCUAUAUUUUAAUUUAAACGGGAAAUAUUUCUAAAAACAAAAUAUAUGUUAUUAAAAGCUGAUUACACUAUUCAAAUUACAAUAAAAAAAGAAGGAAAUAAUAUUUUAUGAACAAUGGUGAGUGCGUGAAACCAAUACAUUUCCCAGAAAGACAACGUUAUUAUUGUAUACACCAACAGGUUAAAGUUUACUUAAACUUUAUGGAUAAAUUAAAUUAAUUAUAUAUGUAUCUAUUACUAUUAACGUUUCGAUUUUAAAUUGGCAGCUAAAAUUGCUGGCCCAUAACAAAAUUAUUAUAAAUAAACUGUAAAUUGUUUUAUAUUAUCUAUCCAAUAAAAAAAUUGUAUAACUAAAUCCUGUUCUUUGUGGAAAGCGUAAGAUAACUGUAAAUGCCUAUUUUAUAUUACGGAUUUAAGGUGUCUAAAAUAAAAUGUAAAUUGAACUGACAAAAUAAGUUUAAGUGGUGAUUAUGCAUAUAUACGUACAUAUUUACUUAAAUAUAUAUAUUUUUGUUAUAAUAUUCGGUGAGUUUGAAGAAAAGACUGCAUAAGACUUGGCGGGGCGACGUUCGGUGUUCUAGUUCCGGCUGUGAUAAUAAGAAUGUACCUAGUCAAGAUCUCUGGUGAUGCUUGGCAUAUAAUUUUUCGAACAUUAUUUUGUUAUAAGACUAAGCGUUAGUUUAUAGAUGUUUAAUAUAUUAAGAUGUAUUGAAAAUUAUCUGAGACAUUUCUUUUUUGUUGAUGGCAAUAUUCAAUUUAUAUACUGUAUUCAUUACGGGUGUUAUUGUUUAACAUUGUUGUAAUUGACGGAAUGAUGGAGAAUUAGUUUGUGGGGCAAUUUUUUAUAAAAAUCGCGAGAAGUACAAACUGAUUGCUAGUGAAAUGUAAUUCGGUUAAUUUUGAAACCGAGGAACACGAAGCGUUAUUUUAUCA